Molecule: messenger RNA, 3618 nt
Organism: Salmo salar (Atlantic salmon)
Lineage: Eukaryota; Metazoa; Chordata; Actinopteri; Salmoniformes; Salmonidae
Product: cyclin-I
Source: RefSeq, a predicted model, not a curated record
CGCUGAACGUGUCCCGUCAAUAUAUCUCGAUCUUUUUAAACAGUGCGCAUUUUAGCAUUUUCUGGACGUUUUAUUAUUAUUUUUUUUAUAUAUCGUUUUGACGUGGACAUGGCACAUUUUAAAGAGGGCUAAUGAGAGCAGAGACGUAGUUAUCAUACUAGUUAGGUGUUUAGUUAGGUAACUAGUGGAAGCUAUCUCAGCCACAUGGUGUACAUGUCCAGAACUGUCAUGCGACGUGGUUGUUGGGCCGAUGCGUUGCGUGUCUUUCCGUAUGGAUUACACAUUUCCACAAGUUGUUUCGUUUUCUUUCUUUCACGGAUUAUUUUAACUCUGGACAACCCAGACAGGACAACCCAGACAGUCUUAGACUCGGGGUUGAUAUGGUCAAGUGUUGGAAAUCAACGUUGCUCUUCAUGAGGACCAAAGACCGUCGUUGUCACACACCGAGUCAUAUCAGACACAACCUCUGACUGUACGAGUGGAGAAGGUCGUCCUGUCCAAUGACCUGAGAGACGUCCACGCCUUUUUCCAGCACCUCGUCAUCACACAGGUGGUAGGGAGAAAGGCUGCGUCACCAGAGGCCCACCUUUUGGACCUGCUCAGCCCCGGAGACCGCCUUGGACACCUGCCUGUCUAACUCCCUCAGACUGCACCACGCCCAGGACACACUAGCCAUGUCUGCUGCUGGUGGAGACAAACAGGUCGAUACAUCGAUCAGGCAGUUUCACCAAUCAGACCCGGACUUGGCGCCUCUCUCUCUCUCCGGUUGGUCGACAGAGACCGUUUGGCCACAAGCUGCUACUACACCAAGUGGGAUGUGCCGUCUGACCCGGGGGACACCGAGGGUUACCACACCUACACCACAGAAACAGACCAGGAACUCACAGCCCACUACACCUCAUAGGAGUUCAGUAGUCGCAGCCCACUACACUACUGGGGAAGUUUGGUAGUUGUCCUUCCCAGCCCACUGAUACAUUAUAGGGAACUUAGUUUAGUAGUUUCCUCCCCCAGCCCACUACCAGCAACAGCCCGGCGGGGGAUGGACCUCCAUAGGCCACUCAACUAGUUCCAAACCCUACACUGUUUGUAGUUUAUCGCCCUUGACAACGGUAGGUUUGGACUCUUACCUCAGCGGUCAUUUUGAGAACGGUGGUGGCAGCCUAGAAGAGGCCUCAGGAUUAUUUGUGGAUCUCAGGGACCUGUGGAGGUCUCAAUGAAGAGCAGCUAUAGUCCCCUCAGCUUGAUCCAUCUCUGCCUCACAGAGGAACCCGAGUUGGACUAUCCUUCCUAACCUCACAACUUAAACGGAAGAAGUCUGGCAUGGGUCUCUGAUCUCAGUAUUGGUGGAUGCAGCCUCAUCUCAAACUGGUCCUUCUCAAACCAGAUGAUGGAUGAAACUAUGGUAGCUGUAUCCAGUGAGGAGGGAGGUGUAUCCAAGGGUGAAUAUGAAGUUUGCCGAACCCUUGGAAAGCCAGAGGCUGUCUUUUCUUCUGGAAAAGGCCGCCUCUAGGGAAGCCCUGAUGUGGAAGGUGUACGUGCCCAAAAAGCCAUCUCCCAGCAGUCAGGAUACAGACAUCUCCCCUGCCCAGCGUGAUGAGGCUGUGUGCUGGCUCAUUAACCUCCACAAUGACACCAAGCUAUAUCCAGAGACCCUCUCCCUAGCCAUCAGUAUUUUGGACAGGUUUUUAGGCACUAUAAAGGCCCGUCCAAAGUACCUCCGCUGCAUCGCCAUCGCCUGUUACUUCCUGGCUGCCAAAACCAGCGAGGAAGACGAGCGUGUGCCGUUGCUGCGUGACUUGGCCAGCAGCAGCAGAUGUGGCUGCUCCCCAUCAGAGAUACUAAGAAUGGAGAGGAUCAUUCUGGAUAAACUUAACUGGGACCUGCACGCUGCCACACCGCUGGAAUUUCUACACAUUUUCCAUGCCAUGGUGCUGUCCUGCAAGCCACGGUUCAUGUUGGGUCUGGUGGGGUGUAACCCGUCGCAGCACCUGUCAGUGUUGACCCAGCAGCUGCACUACUGCCUGUCCGACAGCGCCCUGCUACAGCCCCUCUCCCGGGGAUCCAUGCUGGCGCUGGCCCUCGUCACCCUGGAGCUGGAGAAUAUCUGCCUUGACUGGCUGGCUCUCACCAUCAACCUGCUCAGGAAAACACAGAUUGACAGUUCUCAGCUGAUCCGAUGUCGAGAGCUGGUGUCACGUCACCUGUCCACACAGGAAGCUUCCCUGCCUCCCAACACUGUGUACAUCUACCAGUCCCUGCACCGCAGUCUGGACCCAGACCCCUGCACCCGGGGAAGAGAGUCCAACACCAGGCUCCCCUCCCCAGACACAGACCCACCGGCGACAUCCACGGCCCCUAGGGACAGGAGCCUCUCUUGGGUCUCCUCUACCACCCUGCUCCAUGUCCAUGGACCACCCAAACCCAGCCACCACUCCCACCAAGUCUCCCUGCGCUGCAAGCACUCGGCCAAGCGCAAGGUGGAGGAGAUGGAGGUCGACGAAUUCUACGAGGGGAUCAAACGACUCUACAACGAAGAGACCGGGGUCGCUCCGGAAGGGACGGCGGUAACGGGGGAGGAGCCUCUAGAGGAGAAUCCUGUCCUGUUGGUCAGGCGGGAGGACCACACCUCCCCCUGCCCCCCUCUCCAACCCGUCAGUGUCUCAUAGAGAAGAAGAGGAUGAAACCAAGGCCUUCUCUUCCUCUCUACCUGAGCUGCAAGGAAAAUAAGUCUCAGUAUUCAAUCUGUCAUGGCAUUUAUCCACCAACCCCAGGCAUCGAUUGAGCCCAAAAAAGUCACCGAAAAAAUAUGCUAUUUCAUAACUAUUUGUUGAGCACAAAUAUAAAAUGAUAAAAAAAUAUAUAUAAUUAAAUAAAUAAAGGAAUAAUCUUGUCCUUCAAAAAAGAGGUGAAAUUACUACUUCUCCCUGUGAGUCUCUGUGACGAUAUUUCUCUAAUGUAAGGUCGAUUCAUUUUAUUUCUGUUUUUGACACUAACUAAUCUAAGUUUCAAUCAGUAUAUUUAUUUUAUUUUACCUUCCUCCUUUCCUAAAAAAAAUAAUAAUAAUAAUUCUCAGCAUGUUGUCUUUAACCCCUCACAAAACAUGUCACUGUAGAACUAUGUUAACCUGAAGUACUGAACGGUCGUUUCUAAGAUUUUAUUACGUUUAAUAAUCUAAAUAUCCCCUUCCACAACUUUCCUGUUUUUUUGUCCCGUCACAGUGUGCUGUAGUAGUUUAACCAAAGAAGGAACGUUACAAGCUACUGUCAUUAAUGACGAUGCGUAACUGAAUCAAUUUACCCAAUGAAGCAAUAUGUUUUAAGAUAAACAGCUUUGUUAAAGGAUUGUCUGUCCCAAGUGGCGCCCUAUACCCUACAUAGUGCACAACUUUUUAUUAGAGGCCUAUGGGGGGUAAUAGGGUGACAUUUCAGAUGCAAUCAAGAAGAGGGUUUGAAGAUGUAGCUACCAUAAUUCACCUUAUCUUUGCUGUUCAGAAACAACAUGCUGUUUUUUUUUUGUUUAUUGCCAAAAGGCUCUUGCUCUGGGGUGCUGGUAACUGCCUAUGUACUGCUGGCAACUUGUGGCACCAAUAAAACAAGUGAAAUAAUCUUUAUCAUGUUA